GACUUGGUAUUCGUGAAAGACCCCAGCCAUGUGGAAGUUGAUCCUGCUCACAACCGUUGCCUUUUCAGGCUUAGUGGCUCUCAACGCCGACGAGGAAGCAGAGGUUCCCGUGUUCCCGCCUGUGGCUAAGCCUUGUUCGGACGGCGAAGAGUGGAAGACGUGCGUGAGUGGAUCGUGUGCCGAAACUACGUGCGAGCGUAGGGUGCUUCCCAAUGCGUGCACGGAAGACUGCAACUACGGCUGCUACUGCAGUGAUGGUUACUACCGCAAUGGAGAGGCUUGUGUGACGCUUGAGCACUGCCCCGACGCGUCGGAUGCCCACCACGAAAAAGAGGAACACCACGAAGAAAAGAAAGAUGAUUAAAUGCUUAAAUAAAAUUAAAAUGAGAUGAACAAAAUACA
Molecule: messenger RNA, 402 nt
Organism: Ixodes scapularis (black-legged tick)
Lineage: Eukaryota; Metazoa; Arthropoda; Arachnida; Ixodida; Ixodidae
Product: alpha-tectorin
Exons: 3
Coding region: 29-364 (111 amino acids)
Source: RefSeq, a predicted model, not a curated record